This is a messenger RNA of Clarias gariepinus (North African catfish), 2425 nucleotides long. It is a transcript of the gene ids, whose product is annotated as iduronate 2-sulfatase. Gene Ontology annotation, molecular function: iduronate-2-sulfatase activity. The record is from RefSeq and is a predicted model, not a curated record. NCBI's taxonomy places the organism in Eukaryota, Metazoa, Chordata, Actinopteri, Siluriformes, Clariidae. Bases 108 to 1793 code for a protein of 561 amino acids. The transcript is spliced from 9 exons.
CCAAACAGGAAGUAAACACGGCCAGGGAAAGUCUUUAAACUUUGUGUGUGUGUGUGUGUGUGUGUAUGUGUGUGUGAUGCCUCGAAGACCUGUUAACGGGUUUAAAGAUGUCUUCAAGGGCUCACAUAUGGCUGGCUUUAUUCGUGAUUUACCUUCUAGAUUUGUGUAACGUUAUAUUUGCCAAAGGGAAAUUAAAUGUGCUGUUUAUCAUAGCUGAUGAUUUGAGACCCACUCUGGGUUGCUACUCCGAUCCAGUGGUGAAAUCACCCAAUAUUGAUCAGCUCGCCUCUAAAAGCACCGUGUUCUACAACGCCUUUGCACAGCAAGCAGUAUGUGGCCCAAGCAGGACAUCCUUCCUUACGAGUCGAAGGCCGGACACCACCAGACUGUACGACUUCAACUCCUACUGGCGAGUCAGUGCAGGCAACUACACCACGCUGCCGCAGUAUUUUAAAUCCAACGGCUACACGACACUCUCGGUGGGGAAAGUCUUCCAUCCAGGCAUCGCCUCCAAUCAUACGGAUGAUUACCCUUACAGCUGGUCUGUACCACCGUAUCAUCCAGCCUCUUUCAACUAUGAAAAGAGGAAGGUUUGCAAGAACAAAGACGGCACACUUCACAGUAACUUGCUGUGCCCGGUGAAUGUUUCAGAGAUGCCUUUGAGGACGCUGCCCGACCUGGAGAAUUCAGCAGAAGCCAUAAGGCUGCUCAAAGCCAUGAAAGAUACAGAAAGUCCUUUCUUCUUAGCAGUAGGUUUUUACAAGCCUCACAUUCCCUUCAGAAUACCAGAGGAAUACCUCAAGAUGUAUCCUCUUGAGAACAUGACACUGGCUCCAGACCCAGACGUCCCCAAGAAGCUUCCCGAAGUGGCCUACAACCCCUGGGCUGACAUCCGAAAAAGAGAGGACGUCCAGGCUCUGAAUGUCAGCUUCCCGUAUGGUCCAAUCCCGAAAGACUUUCAGUUGCGUAUUCGUCAGCAUUAUUUUGCAGCCGUGUCGUAUGUGGACGCUCAGGUUGGAAAGAUCCUGCAGACCCUCGAUGAUCUGGACUUAGCCAAGAAUACCAUUGUGGUAUUCACUUCAGACCAUGGCUGGUCCCUCGGCGAACACGGCGAAUGGGCCAAGUACAGCAACUUUGACGUAGCCACCCGUGUGCCGUUAAUAGUGUACGCUCCAGGUGUGACCUCAGCUCUGCCUUGGCCCGGGGGGAAAACCUUCCCCUAUGUAAACGUGCUUGAAAACUCACAGGAGCAGUUCGCUAAAGGCUAUCUGGUGAACAGCGUGGUGGAGCUAGUUGACGUUUUCCCCACCAUGGUAUCUCUGGCCGGACUCCCCUCCAUUCGCCGCUGCCCAGUCCCUUCCUUUAAAACUGACGUCUGCACAGAGGGUUCGAAACUUGUGUAUCUCCUCGGGCGCCGUGAGCGCACCGCUAACCACCAAGCCUAUGCCUACAGCCAGUACCCACGUCCCAGCGACACCAUCCGAGAGGACUCGGACCUGCCUUCGCUCGCCAAUAUCACCGUAAUGGGCUACUCUGCACGCUCUUUUGACUAUCGCUUCACUCUCUGGGUGGGUUUCGACUCCACCCGCUUUCUUGCCAAUUUCAGUGACGUCCAUGCUGGUGAGAUUUACAUCCUUUCCGAGGACCCAAACGAAGACAACAACAUCUUCUAUGAAUGGGAUCAUAAUGAGUUGUUGAUGCUGAAACCUGGUAUGCAGUACCGGUGGAUGGAAAGUCUCAAAGAGCACAUUAUGUACUUUAAAGAGGGUUUAAAAAGAAAACGGAUUCUAUGAUCACUUUUUAAAAAAUUCACAAUUGAUAAAUGACAAUAUAUUGAGUUGCUGCUGUAAGAAAGGGAAGAAAAAAACUCACUUUCUGUUGUAAAUUCCAAGGGAACUGCGGCAUUUGUACGCUGUAAAUUAAAUAAUGUGGUGUUAAGAUAAAACUUAACACAAAAAAGAGGGAGUAAAAAAAAAAUAACAGCCAACGAUAAAGAUUUAGAGCUUAAUGAGGUCACUUAACUUGACCCAGUACAGGUAUUUUUUUGGUGUCACAAAACACUAAUAAAAAAACUAUUUAAAUCUAGAAUUUCAUGUCAGAGAGAAGUAUGAAAGAAGUAACAUGGAAAAUGUCUCAUUUUAAAAACUCACAAAUGAUAUUAGUCAGGUGCACACAGAGAACAGUUGCACAGUGAUUAAUGCUGUUGUGUAACAAUAAGGGAAACGAUUAUUCACAUGGUUACUGUUUCUCUACGUAGUCUUGUUAAAGACCAACAUGCACUUUUGUUUUGCCAGAUUUUGCUCGUCUUUUCGCUCUGAAAAGGUGCCCCACCAUUCAUUCCCACAAUGCAUAAAUUACUUUCUAAAAUAUUCAUGUGGAAGCCAAUAAAUGCAUAUUUUUCAACCUAAACAAAACACAAAAACAA